Messenger RNA from Entamoeba invadens IP1, 690 nucleotides. RefSeq lists its product as hypothetical. The record is from RefSeq and is a predicted model, not a curated record. Bases 1 to 690 code for a protein of 229 amino acids. The transcript has a single exon. NCBI's taxonomy places the organism in Eukaryota, Evosea, Mastigamoebida, Endamoebidae.
AUGGGUCACAACCCAUACUUCUCGACUUUUUAUUGCUCGGAAAAAGUGUAUGGUGUGUCUGAAAUGAAGUCUUACCUGUCAGAGUGUUCAUUUGAACAAUUGGGUAACCCGAUAUGUGUGCUCACAACAUAUAAUGAUACAAACGAAAUACAAUCCUUUCACAACCUUCGUUUUGAUACAACUUAUUUUACUUCAGCUGAGUCGAUUUUGGAAACAACAAGUUUGAAUCCAAUACUUCAAUCCAACUGCUUUGUGUUAAUUGGAAACCCUCAAUUUCCUGGACCUGUUGUUUACUCCGAAAAGGCAAAACGAUGUGGAUUCGAUACAUCACUAUUCGAUCGCUUGUUACAAUGCCCUUGGAUCAAUCGAACACUUUUGAACAUUGAAAAAGAAAUCACACCAUUUGCGUUCGACUUCACAAACAAAAUAUUUUACUCUUCUCAAGUCCAAGUGCCUCCAAUACACACAAAUUUAGAUGUCACUUGUGUUUCACGUAUCUUCAAAAAUAAGAAAGUUCCUUUCAUGUUUAUUCAUUGCGAAGGCAGAGAAAUCGAACGGAAUUUCGAAACAAAUUUUGAAAACGCUGAAGAGGCUAACAUUGUGAAAAUGCUUCUUUCAACUUUACAAAAUAAGAAUGUACCAGUCAGUUCAAUUGGUGUUGUAUCAAUGUUUUCUGCCAAAGACAAUUGA